AUGGAGGAUCUAACAAUCGAGCCGUUACUCGGCUGGCUUACUCUCACCCCGCCCACGCUCUCUGCUAGUCACCAGCCCGUGGCCGCCCGCAGCGUCGCUGCUGUCGACCUUGUGCAGCUCAUACCCCGCCGCUGCCGCCUGACGCCCCGCGCGUACCGGGGUUCAGGGGGAGACCCUCAUCCAUGCCAUCUGAGUGCAGAUUGGUCGGGGCUGGGACUGGCGAAGAUUGCCGAAAGGUGGCGGGGAGGAGGAGGAGGAUGUCAUCGCAAGAGUGAGCAAGCAGAUAUCGCGGGAUCAAAUGUCGCGAGAGCUCUCCCAGCUUGCAACUGCCGAAAAAAGGUUACUUUUCCCGGAAGUAACGUCAAUGGAAACCGCCGGGGAUCCUGGGAAUACAAUAUUUGUUCUAGCCUGAGGUGGGAGGGGCUACCGAGCUCUCACAGUCAUGGCUGGCGAACUGGAAAGAGGUUUUGUCCCUUGGUAGGCCAACUCCGAAACCGGGUCGAACUGCGGACCAGUAGUUGCCGGGUCACUGUUCACCCUGGGACUUCUCCUGAUUGUCUUCCGACAGAGCUGCUCAUAGUCAUCGCAAACAUGUUUAAUGCUGAGAAACUACGAAUCCUCGGUGCUGUUUCCAUUUUAACCCGUCAGAUGACACCAUACAGAAAGCCAAAAAACCUCAGGAGGAUUCUUCCAAAUUUUUGGAGCACCAUCUAUCAGGUGUACCGACAAUAUAUGGAUAUCAGUGCUGAGGGUCCAGAAAAUCAAAAAAUGACCUUAGACCUCAAAAUACCUAAAAGAAAAUCAGAGGAUUGUGGUGAAGAGCUCUGAAACACAGCACAAGGAUUUUGAGCUUUUUAGUGCUCACUGGCAUUUUAAAAUAGGUUAAUGAAAGAAUGAAGAGACAACUUACAGAACGGGAAGAAAUUUUUCCAGUUACACCUCAGUCAGAGGACUAGUAUCUAGAAUCUAUAAAGGACUCUAAAAAUAUACACCCUUCCAAGAAAAGUCUGCAGAAAAAGUAUAUGAAAAAUGUUUAACAACAGUGGCCAUUAGCGAAAUGCAAAUUAAAACAACCCUUAGA
Messenger RNA from Fukomys damarensis (Damara mole-rat), 1081 nucleotides. RefSeq lists its product as uncharacterized. Bases 1 to 828 code for a protein of 275 amino acids. Lineage: Eukaryota; Metazoa; Chordata; Mammalia; Rodentia; Bathyergidae. The record is from RefSeq and is a predicted model, not a curated record. The transcript is spliced from 4 exons.